UGAAGAGAAACUUAAAUCGUCAACACUUCAUCCGAGUGAGAGGAAGGAGAACAGAGCGGACUGUGGAGGACCAGAACCAGCCAGGACCUCAGGACCUGAUGGACGUUUACAACCAGGUCCUGAGGACAAGGCUGAAGACUCUUCUGAGACUGAAGUCAGUGAGGAUGAUUGGAUGGAGACCAGGGAAACUCAAACUGGUUUAAAUACGAGAAAUAACAAACAGCCUCUAAGUGAAAUGGGAUGUGAGACAGAAAAAAAAACGUUUAGUUGUUCUGAGUGUGGUAAAAGAUUUAGCAAAAGGAGCGAACUUAACAGACAUACUAGGAGUCAUACAGGAGAGAAACCGUUCAGUUGCUCUGAGUGUGGUAAAAGAUUUAGUGAAAGGGCGAAUCUAAAUAUACAUAUGAGGAUUCAUACAGGAGAGAAACCGUUUAGUUGCUCUGAGUGUGGUAAAAGAUUUAGCAAAGGGAGCGAUCUUAACAGACAUAUGAUGAUUCAUACAGGAGAGAAACCGUUCAGUUGCUCUGAGUGUGGUAAAAGAUUUAGUGAAAGGGCGAAUCUAGAUAUGCAUACGAGGAUUCAUACAGGAGAGAAACCGUUUAGUUGCUCUGAGUGUGGCAAAAGAUUUAGUCGAAUGGGCAGUCUAAAUACACAUAAGAAGACUCAUACAGGAGAGAAACCGUUUAGUUGCUCUGAGUGUGGUAAAAGAUUUAGCAAAAGGAGUGAUCUUAACAGACAUAUGAUGAUUCAUACAGGAGAGAAACCGUUCAGUUGCUCUGAGUGUGGUAAAAGAUUUAUUGAAAGGGCGAGUUUAAAUACACAUAUGAGGAUUCAUACAGGAGAGAAACCGUUUAGUUGCUCUGAGUGUGGGAAAAGAUUUUGUCAAAGUUGCGGUCUAAAUAGACAUAAGAAGACUCAUACAGGAGAGAAACCGUUUAGUUGCUCUGAGUGUGGUAACAGAUUUAGCCGUAAGUCCCAUCUAAAUACACAUAUGAGGAGUCAUACAGGAGAGUAACCGUUCAGUUGAUCUGAGUGGUAAAAGAUUUAAGAUCCAGUCCUAGUGUACAAGACGUGAGGAUUCAUAAAGGAGAGAAGUGAAUCAGUUUCCACCCUUGCAACAAAGUUUUGUAAGGACAUAUCAGCAGUUACUUAUAUAUAUUUUUUCAAUGUUCACUGUUUUAAAUAGACUAUUAACAGUUUUUAUGUCCCUAGAAAACAUAACUCAUGAAUAACACGAAAGAUUGUGUUUAUAUAUCUUGUUUCUACUGAUUUCUACAUAAUGUAUCUAUUUUUCAUAAUGUCCUUCAUGUCAUUUUAAGGUUAAAGUGUGUUCCUUGCACAGAAUGAAUGUGUUUUCUGUUGGGGAAGAGUCCAGAGCGCUGGCCGAAGUUUAGACCAAGGGUCGUAAAACGAGGCCUACACGCGAUGCUGAGACCAGCUCUAGAGUUUUCCUGGUGGUUGGAGAGCCCCAGCAGGCCCAGGAGAAACCCCACUGUGUUCGUAGACGCCCACUGAGGGCUAAACCCCACCCCCUGAGAGUUGAACACUGACAUUCCAUUGGCUGAACCCCAUAGCCCACUCCUCGAGGAGGCUGGAACCUCUCAGGUCGAUAAAACUGCUGAACCGCUGCUUUUUCCCUGCUCUGACGACUUCAACAAGACCUGUCCAGGUCCCUCCAUACGACCCAGUAGCUAACGGGAGCAAUUAUACAGACGUUUUUUUUUUUCAUCUUUCUUUUCUGUUUCUAUUUUAAGUCGACGUUUUAUUUUGGUAUAGACCAUUUUUUUUGUAACUUUAACUUGAAAAGAUCGGCACAGGAAGUUCACUCGCAGGCCGAGCUCACAGACUUUCUUUUCCACACGAUCUACAAACGGCUCCAAACAGCCGUUCAUCCCUGCAGAAGAACGAAGUUCAUUCCGUUGAGGAGCAAGAAGAAUCCGCUCUUGUUCGGCCCAGCGCUGAUCUC
Molecule: messenger RNA, 1966 nt
Organism: Limanda limanda (common dab)
Lineage: Eukaryota; Metazoa; Chordata; Actinopteri; Pleuronectiformes; Pleuronectidae
Product: gastrula zinc finger protein XlCGF17.1-like
Exons: 1
Coding region: 173-1015 (280 amino acids)
Biological process (GO): regulation of transcription by RNA polymerase II
Molecular function (GO): RNA polymerase II cis-regulatory region sequence-specific DNA binding; DNA-binding transcription factor activity, RNA polymerase II-specific
Source: RefSeq, a predicted model, not a curated record